AUGAACAUUGCUCGAGAAGUUACUACUACGUGGCAAGCCCUCAAGACUAUUCACCCUUUCUUUUUCAACGCCGAGAGCGUUCCAAACGAAGGAGAUAUCGAUCGGGGCUUUUACGGACCUUUGGGAGCACAUGACAGGGACAGACUGGAAAUUGAUAUCAAUCUUAUUGAAAAGUAUUUGACGUCCAACAAUACGAGCCUGGAAAUAAUCAACAUCGAAGACUUUAUCGAAGACGGGACAUAUUUACUGAAUCUUGACAACAGUUUGCAAAAGUUGCUACAUGAGUUUGAGGAUUUGAUUGAAUCAGAUAUCUUACAAGAAACAUCGCCGCCUAUUCUCGAGCCAAAGUCUUUUGCUCGUUUCCCCAAAUUGGCCGCAAUAUGGAAAAUUAUCCAAAUGCCCCAAGAGUCAUCAUCGUAUGACGACACUUCUGACAUCUCGGAUGUGAGCGACAUCGACAUUGGCACUGAGUCAAGCUGGAGCAGAAAACACCUAUCAACACCGCUGGAGCGAGUGGAUAUGUAUAUCCAAUUUCCCAGAGAUCUGGAAAAAAUUGGAGUAUUACGGAGAACGAUAUAUCAGUUCAAGAUGUCCAUCGAGGGGACUGGGUUGGGGUCUGUUACAGGUACCUGGAUAGCAGGGUUCCAACUCCGAGAAUGGGAUUCUGAUGAAUUGGAAGAAAUUUUCAAUGCUCAUGAAUUCGCAUCCACGUGUACUUCUCUCUUCACUCAGAUGGCAGACGACAGAGCGUGCGGAACUCCACACGUAGUCAAACUCGAGUUGUCCGGGUUCAAGGAAGACCAGCUGAAGAUGGAUAUUCGGACAUGUAAAGGUGCAGACUGGGUCUCCGCUAUUUUUACAGUGUUGCUUGGCGAACCUUUAGAAGAGAUAUUCUCUUUUGGCCACAUAUGUUCCCCUACACCGACAGAUAAUGCAAAAGCGGAUGCACUAAACGUUGCUUUCAAUUUGGAAGGCAUGUGGAUCACCAACAGCAACACUGAGAAUGAACAGCAUAGCUUGGCUGGUGAACAACAUUCUUUGGACUACCAUCUCACCCACGAUACCAAGCUCACCCUCAAACAGCGCAGGUUGGUAGGGGUUUUACUCGCAGUAUCUCUGUUCAAGCUCAGCGACAGUCCUUGGAUUCAGCAGCAUCUGUAUCCGGAUUGUAUCUUUGUGCCGUCACCCGCAACUAAACAGUUGAGACGAUGGUUUCCACGGAUCUAUUGCACAUUGGAGCCAAGGCAGGACGCAGGGCUUCAGAGCGACAAAAUCGCUGCCUUUGGCAUUCUAGUCUUGGAAUUGGAAGUUAAUCGUCGAGCGUACUGGGUUGACGACGAUACAAAGCCGUGGAAUGGAAAGAGGUCGAACCGCGAACGUCUAUCACAAAUAUUGUACGUCUGGAAAGAUGAUGUUACUGAUGACUAUCGCCGUAUCGCAGACGCUUGUCUCGAUUUUGACAACCUUGUGGACGAUUUGCACAACUCAGAUAUCGUUACGGAGAGGAAAGAGCUCGCUGUCAUUUACCGUCACAUUCUUGAGCCUUUAUUCAAGUGCAGCAUGAGUAGCUUUGGAGAGCUAAAGCCAAUUUUCGAAGGAAUGCUUGGGGGUAGUCGCCUCCUUGCCCCGCCCAUGAGCAAAUCAUCAGAUAUGACA
This is a messenger RNA of Fusarium graminearum PH-1, 1656 nucleotides long. RefSeq lists its product as uncharacterized. The annotation marks the transcript as partial. Lineage: Eukaryota; Fungi; Ascomycota; Sordariomycetes; Hypocreales; Nectriaceae. The record is from RefSeq and is a predicted model, not a curated record. The transcript has 3 exons.